Acomys russatus (golden spiny mouse) is the source of this 17964-nucleotide messenger RNA. Its product is annotated as leucine-rich repeat transmembrane protein CCDC168-like. The transcript has 9 exons. The record is from RefSeq and is a predicted model, not a curated record. NCBI's taxonomy places the organism in Eukaryota, Metazoa, Chordata, Mammalia, Rodentia, Muridae.
AUGCAUUUUUUAUGGGACUUUCUAGACUACUGGAUUUUUAACAAUGCUUGGAUACCAAUCCUAUUUACAAUUUUUCUAGGAGUUGUUUUUGAGUUAAUCCUUAUAAGAACUUGUGAAUUCAUUAAGAAGAAGUUUGAGCUAUGGGAAAAUCGUAGUUUGGGUUCUCAGCAGCAGAAUGAAGAUAGUUUCCCAAAAGGCAUGACAUUUGAGAGCUGGUCAAUUACCCACACAUCUACAGAAGAAAGAGUUAAAACCUUUUCAGGAAGAAUAACAACCACUCAGUCAUCCAGUGACUUUGCAUUUCAAGGGAGCCGUUUUUGUGAAAGUUACUCAUAUUCAGGUGGGACCAGGGAAUCUUUGUCACUGUUUCACAGGAAUGUAAAGAAAAAUUUCAUAAGCCACAGAAUAGAAUCGGAAAGAGAAUAUCAAGAAGUACAAUUUUCCACCAAACAUUUAUUUUCAAUAAUGAAAACAAACAGUACAAAACCCACACUUCCUGAUGACCUUAGUUUUGAAAACUCUUUUACAUUUACAAGAGAUAAGGAUCUCGAUGUGACACCAUGCCCUUCUGUGCAUUUACUUCUUUCUAGCAACCAAAUCAAACAUGUGGAAGAAAACAUAAGAAGAAAAACUCCUGUGAACCCCAGAGUUAUGCUAGUAAGGAAAGGUGAUUAUCUGCACCACAGAUCUCAGGAGCCAUUGAUUCAUAAUCAACAUCCUAAAGAAAUGGUUACUCCUGCUGAAGCACAAGAUACCUUCCUAAACAAAAAUGUUAUUCAGAAUGAAAUGAUUCCUGAACCACAGUUUACUAACCACACCCAACAAUUUAUUCACAUCCACCAAGAGUCAGCCAGCAACCAGCUUGGAUUUGCUCAGUCUCUAGAUUUUACGAGAGUGCCAUUUUCUAACAGCCCACAAGACUCCUUCCAGACCCAAGAUAUACAUCAUAAAGAAAAGAGCCAACAUUUCAUUCACAUGCCAUGUAUUGUUGAAACACAAGACUUAACCAAGGACAUCGAGUCUGAUGGACAUUUCAAUGAUACCCAAUAUUCCCUUUAUUUUAACGACCCAAACAAGAAUAACCAUUUAGUCAAGGGGCAAAAUAGUGUUUUCCAGAGUGCUGACUUUCUAUCUUUAAGUCCAAAUGCAUUUGCUAAAGCAUACAAUUCAAUGUCUCUUUCAACAACCAUUAAAAUGCAGAGAAAUAGAAAGACACCAGACAAUGAAAGAAAACUAAAUCUUAAAGUUCCAUCUCUGAAAGCAAAGAAAAUAUCGUAUUCACAGGUAUUUCCAAUCAUAGUAUGUCACACUUUAGAAAAUAAGAUUGAAUUAAGAUGCAAGAAAAAGAAAAUAAUACAUCAAAGGAAAAUAAUAUCAGAUAUAGCUUUGCAUCUUAUUUCUGUAUCUAAGCUUAUCACUCCCCAUGCUAAGAAGUAUUUCUUAAGCCAUCUACUGAAGGUCACUCCAGACUUAAUAAAAUAUGAACGUUUUCUACAGGAGCAAAAUAGGUCACCAGAUGCAAAGAAAAUCAGUUAUUCAAGUUCUACUAAUAGAGUAAGCUUGGGUGUUAUUGAAAACUUAGAACACUCAUUCAUGGUCAACACUGAUGAACUAGAAGCUCCUUGUUCAUUACCUGAAACAAAUGGAGAGAUUAAAGAGUCUGGUGAGGACUCAGGUCAGCAGACAUUUGACCUGAACCUUCCAAAGCAUGAGGGGCUUUCAGAAUCGAUGCAGAAAGAGGUUUCAUUUCCCAAAAUAGAACUGAACAGAAGAAUGAAAGUACAGAAGAGAAUACAGCAUAUAGAGAAUGUAGAUGAGCUAAAAGACAGAACAACAAACACACAAAGGUGCUUUUCAAAAGAAAAAAUGCAGAAAGCCAAAAAUUCAAUGGAAAUCCUUUUCAACUUUUCAGAUAGCAAUUUACUUAUUUCCCUGGAAUCCCCAACGCAUGAGAAAAAUGAGCUGAAAGACAUAAAUGUUCAAGUGGUUACAAGAAGCACAAAUCUGCAGGAACACAAACCAUUAAUGACCAAUAAGCCAAGUGACAGUGAAAAGCUAGAAUGUGACACUAGAAGCAAUGAAAAAAAUAGACAUCAACAUGAAAGGAUGUCAGAUACCUCUCAAAAGACCAUGCAGGCUACCAUUUGGGAACCCUUUGAUACAGAACUAUGUAGCAGAUUAGAAUCCAAGGCAGACACAACAAUAAUAAAUUGUAGUCACCCUGCACUAAAGCAAGAGAAACUACUAGGGGAAAAGGAAACAAAGGAAGUAAAGCAUACUGAUAACUCCAUAGGUAGAAAGCCACAAGAGUGUGACAGAGAGAAGGAAAAAAGAGAAACAGCCCCACCGCUGGCAGAAGAUUUUAGAGCAAUUAUAUGUGUGAAGCAAAAGGAAAAAAGUGCUCAAUUUGAAAUGAGACAGAUCCAUUUGGAAAAUAGAAGAAUUCAAAGCAAAGAAAAAGAAGUACAGUCACAGACUAUUUCUACACAGAAGGUAUGGAAAACUAGAUCAUGUCCUCUGAUAGGUCCACUGCAGGAUGAGAAAUUAAAGCAAAGUACAGACAAACCUACAGACAGAGAAGAGAUUGCCAGUCCCAUAUACCCACUUUCAGUGCAAGAGAACUUGCCCAUUGGUGAGUAUUUAAUUAAAACGACAGAAUGUGGGGUCCCAUUUAGUGGAAAGCCCACAAAGACAUUGGAUGGUCACAGUACAGAAGACAGAGAAGACUUGAAAAAGGACUUAUGUGCAGUUGCCACAAGACCUUUCAAAGUCAGGAAAAAAACAUCAGGAACAAAAAAUCCACUGGAGGAGAUUAAAAUAGAGAAAGAAAUGCUUCAAGCAGAACCUUUCAGAGAAGCAGUUAAAGAGUCAGUUGACUCACUGAGACUGGAUUCAUUUUCAGGUGCAAAUGUGAAGAGCAGUACCUCUACAGAAACAGAGCUCCAAAGUUCUGUAGGGUUAGAGUGGUGUCCUCCAACAUCAGAAAAGUUAACAGUGGGAUACUUUCUGAGCCAAUCAGGAAAGAGUAAUGUCCCAAAUAGUAGGAAAGAUACAAGGGAAACUCGUUGUGGUUUUACCCAGAAACCUUUCUUGUGGUCUUUAAAUUACUGCAUGCCUGUUUUGACUUAUUCUAAAAAAAAGAAAAGCAAAAGAAAAUUCAUAAAUAUAAGAACAGUGAAGCUCAAUAUGAAUAAGGUGAAACCACCACGUUCAAAAACAUUCAGUAUCACAGGCAAUAAAAAGAAGACAAAAUUGGCCAUCAAGGCCAAAUUUAAAAAGACAAAUCAAGCUAAAGCAUUUUUAUCUGACGGUCAAAACACUGUUUGCUCUUCUAUUCAUAGCAGAUUGCAGGAAAUAGUCUGUCAUGCUCAACUAAAGCAAGGAGAACUAGCAAAGAAAACAUGUGUUGAUUAUGUUGCUGAAAGUAAUGCUUUCUAUGAUAGAGAGAAAAACCUUCAAGAAGAGAAACAAAUCCCUUUGGUACAGGUAGCACUUCAGCAUGGCCAAUACCUGUGGGCUGAUGCAGAUCAAAGCAAGAAAGUUAUCUGCAAUGAGCCAGACCCAUCACCUGUGUCCUUACAUCAAGAACAACCUGUUAACAGUCAGAGUGUAAAGUGCAAAAAAGAUUCUCUGCAAAGCACUUUGGAGGCCAGCCUACAAAUGGAUCCCAUAAUAUCUAAAGGAUUACAUAAAGCUACCAAAACAGAAAAUGACAUAAACUUCCCUGUGGUUCCUAAAAUUUUAUCUCCCAAAACAGGGAACUCUUCACCUGGUGAAUUUACAAACGUGACAGAUGAUGACUUAGAAUUUGAUGAAAACUCUGAAAGAGAACUAGAUUCAUAUCCUGUAGAAAAAGACUCAGAGACAUCAACAAAUCUGCAGGUGACAUUCCUGCAGUCUUCUGAUUCUGUUACAAAAUCCUUUGUUUCUAGACUGAAAAGGAAGAAAACAGCACCAAGAUCAAAGAAGCAGACACCAGUGAGUCAGAGACAAAGAGCAAUGAGGGAAAUACCAUCACAGACAGUGAUGCAACUUAAGAUACAACAAAGAAGUGAAAGAUUCACAGCAAAGGGUAACAUAGCAGGUAUCUGUCCAAAACACAUUAGAAAUUCAAAACCAUGGACAGAUAAACAGAGACUAAGAAGACUUGGUUAUAUGCAACUAAUGCAAGAUAAUUCAUCAAAUGGAAGAAAUAUGCACUGUCCAGGUUCUGCUGAUGCAAGUAGCUUCUCUAGAAUGAAGAAGUAUAAAAAGGGAAGAAAAGAGAAACCAGAAAAUGGCCCUGGCCAUAUAUUUGAUAUGUAUCAAGAAAAAGACCAUGACCUUGUUAGAUCGGGUAAACAACUGAACCCACUAGGGAUAACAACCACUCACCUACAACCACAAACACCUACAGAAACGAUUUCAUGUUCCACGACAGGUCCUAUCCCAGGUGAAUUUCAAUCAGAAAUUCUAGAGGGCUGUUUCAGCAUGUUCCCUCUAAAGUUUGGGGAAGUCAAGGACAAUGCUUUAUCUGGAAGAAAAUGUGAUCUAUCUAAUGAAAGAAUACACAAGAAACAGGCUGAAGACAGUGAAAAGGAAGAAAAGGAACUAUUAGUCUCAUACUCUAAUCCAAAUCAUUGUGGGGAAAUUAAAUGUGACUUGAUUAAAAUGAAAGGCAUGAAUCAGGAGAAAAAAGUUGCAAAUGAAACUUUCUCUUUGUCAAAUGUUGCACUGGAUGUUAAGAUGAACUGCAAAAUAGCAACAGGAAAACACUCACCAAAGGAAAAAACACCCCAUUCUACACAAAUGAAGCCAGAGAUAGUGUACCAUGAAGAGAUGGCUGCUUCAGAUGCCUUCAAAGAAAUUUAUAUUCAGGAUAAAGAAGAAAAGGAGAAUAAUGAUAAUGACACACUAUUAAAGUCACCCCCACAGAAUAGCCAGCAUUUUAUAUUUUGUUCACAUCAAAGCAGAGAUCCAACAUCUCAAAAAUUAGCAAAACAAAGAAGGAGGAACUUUCUGUUCAGUGAGAAACAAGAUCUGACACAGCAGGAUCAUUCAGCAGAUACAACUCAAAGAGAGUGUGACAUGUAUACAUCAGGUUCAAAGCUUGUUCCCCUAAAAUCAGAAGAACCACAAAUAGAUAACACUAACACUGACAGAACAAAGUAUGACAGCCCAGCUGAUGAGAUUCAUGCACAGGAACUGAGUAGUUGGGAUAGAUUGGAAAAAGAAAGGCUCAAAAAUGAUCUACAAGUAACCAUCCCAGAGUCUUUGACUAUCUCAACCCCUAGUGUACCAAGAUCUAAAAGGCAGGACACGGUGUCUGUAAACAAAGCUUUACAAGGUAAAAUGUGUUCAACUUGUGUAACUAUGAAAGGAAGAAAAGCUUCUGUUUCAAAGGUAUUGACUAUUGCACAAGGUAGUCAUAGAAAAAACCUGCUUCUAAAAACCUUGAAAUCACAGAUUUCUGAAUUAUUAGUACAUUCUUGUGUCUUACCUGAUAAUCUUAAUGGAAUCAAAUUGAAAGACCCAACAGCAGAGAAAAACAAAAGAUUGUUAACCCAGGAACUGGAAGCACCAAUGUCUUUGGCUUUCUCCACAUCUAUAUCUAAAGAGAGAGAGAAUUUAAAACUCAUGGAAAAUGGAGGUGAAAUGAGUACUAACUGUCUUACUGUUAAAGCAAGUAAGUCAGCAAUCUGUCAGACACUUAUUACCUCAAGAUUUGGAACACCAAAGCAAAGUAAAGCCUUGUCAGGUUCAUCCUUAAAUGCCACCUUCUUUUCUCAUAUGCCCGUGUCUCUUGAUGUUAACACAAGUAAUGGAAUAAAAGAUAAAGAUACAGUGUGCACAAUGGGAUUUAGUAGUGAGCUUUAUGGCCAGUCAGUACAUGAAGAAAGAGCUUGCAGUACACACUACGCCAACAAGGACACUGCGUCAAAUGGCACCAAACAUGUAAAAGGUCAAGGGGAUGAAGAGGACUCAUUGACUUCCCAAUAUUUCAGUUUUAGUUCCCAGAACAAAGCAAGGCCUAAUUCUGUGCAACCUGUUUUACAACUGACUAAUUCAGCAACACGUCCAGAAUUAGAGAGACCUCUAUAUCAUGAGCAAGCACAGCUAGUCAAUAUGAAUAACCUUCAAAGCAGCAAGGUAGGUGUAAUGUCUCCACUUCUAAAUACAGAGGAAUCUCAGACUGGCUCCAUACCAGUUUCUCUACAUCUUGGACAUGGGGACAGAAGCAAUGAGAGAAAACAGAGACACAGUCUGCAGCACCAGAACAAAUUGGAGCUGAGAAGAAAUGUACAAAACCUAGUGAUAGAAGCUAAUUUUGACUUAGGGUGCUUUACAUCCCCAGUUCAAAAGCUUACCAGAGUAAAACUGGAGAGAGGCAAGAUGAAAGAGAAAGAAAACACUCUUCCCCAGACAGUUCUGGAGAAGCCAUCCAGCCAAAAGCAAGCUGCAUGGUCAGGAUGCAAUGAUGUACCUAGAGAGCUAGAAGGAAAUGUUAAAGGAGCACAUGACCACUGCACUCUCAAGGACCUUCACCAGCAAUGUAUGCAACAAUUUCGGGUUAAGUCAAAGCACACUUGUAAGCUAGAAGAUUUACAAAGAAAGAUGUACUCUGAGUUAACAUCCCAGAAAGAUGAAACUGAUGACCUUGGACUAGAUACCUCAAGAACUAAAGGAGGAGCAAAUGUCUACCAUGACCCACAAGACAGUCUACAAGAGGAACUUCCCCUGAAGCAAGGGAUGUGGCCACCAGGAAUGGUUCUCCAGCCUAUGAAAAAAAAAUCUCAUUUCAGAAUGACAAAUGAACUCAUAACAAAACAAGACAUCAAACCAUUAGGUCCACAGAAGAUAAAGGGACUGCAAGUAAUGGAUAAGCCAUUAGGUUCAAAGGAAUCAUUGCUUAUUCCCAGGCUUACAGUACAGCAACAAAGUCUUUUCACAGAUUCUCCCCUAGGAUCUAUUUCCUCUCCUGCAACACAUCAGUCCCAUACUGAAGAUCCAAAAGAAGACAUGAAAACAUGUGAGAAAAACUUAAAGAAUUCAACUCAACAGCUGAAGAAACUCUCAAAUAAAGAAUAUAUUUCAGAAAUAGGUUACAUGCCAACAAGUAUUGAAAAACUACUCUUGCUUAUUAAGGAACAGGAAAAGAGAAGAAAAAAAAGUGGAGGGGGUAAAAAAAUUGAAAUAACAGAAGACAUAAAAAUGAGAGCACAAUUUAGCAACACAAUAAAGAAUGGUAUGUUCAGGCAAAGAUAUGGCACAGAGCCAAAAAGUAUGGCCACAUUGUGGAGACAGCAAAAGUGUGUACAAGGGAUCAGUCUAGACUACGUUUAUACAUAUAAGCUUAUAAACAAAAGAACAUCUUUCACACAAAGUGUCCUGUAUCACAAAAGAAUGAAAAUGAAGGUGAGGAAGACAACUUCUGGAAGGAUGCUUAACAUUACUGCGUAUAUAACCCAUAGCUACAGAAAGGAGCUAAGAUAUAGCAUUAAGACACAGAAGGAGCUGCUCCAAGGGAAAACUGUGGAAAAUUUACUUUGGAAGGGUUUUUGUGCUUCUAGCUAUAUUGCAUCUAAAGUAAAAAAGCUUAUGGAAGUAAACGAGAAGAAAGACACACCACAAAGACCAUAUAUUCCUCCACAGAUAAAUAUGAAGAAAAUGAAUGAAACUAAAAUGUUAUCUGUGCCACCUCUUGAUAAUACAAUAUCAAGCACUAUCAGAAAAUCAACACAACAUACUAUAAAGCAAAAAGAACAUCAAAUUGUUUUACUAGAUAUUAUCUCACAAAAUAAAGAUCAGUUAAUGACUGGCCAGCGGGUGGAGGAUCUGAGAUAUAUCAAUGUCCAUGGCCAUUUGGAAAAAGAAGCAUACUGUGCCAUGUUUCCAGACACUGGAGAAACUGAUUACAGUAGGAUUGAGGCCCAAAGGCACAGAGCAGGUACAGAAUUUGAAUUCUCCACUGCACAAAGAAUAAAGCAAGGAGUAGUUAAAGACUCCAUCAAACAUGCAUUUUCAGUUCCGCUUAGAAGAGGAGGACCCAUGAAGAUGAAUACUUCGAGUUCCAAAGGACAUGGUAUAUACUUCAUGGAGCUGGAUACUUUCCAGAAAAAGACAUUCAAGAUGCAAGAACUUCUUAAACAAGAAGGUACUUCCAGGGUAAGCUUGGGAUCCGUUGCUUGCCCAGUCAGGGAGUCCUUUGACUUGGAAAAUACUAAGGUACCUAAGGAAGUGGGAAUGUAUCAUAGCAUAAAAAAUAUAUCCCAUCUGUCUGGAAGAGAAAGAUUAAGGAAAACUGACACAGAACUAGGUUCCAAAGCACAGGCAUUUCUUUGCACAGAUCUACAUGACCUCCACAAGAUAGGUACAGCUCAGAAAGACUAUACAAAGUCAGGUCACAGGGCUAGAAUUGGUCUGAAUUCUGUACUUUGCCACAAGAGGGCUCCUCUCCACUUCACACCAGGCUUGAGGACAGUGAGAAAAGACAGUGGUUACAAUGAUGUAGGUGCCAAAAUGGAUCUCAAGGGAGAAAAAGAGGCAAAGCCAUCUGAUAGUAAAUUAAAAUUAAAUAAAAAGAAAGUGGACAUUUCCAAAAACUUGAGGGCAAAACAAGUGGCCAUUUUCACUCAGAAUAAAGAAAAAAUUCUGGAUUUUUUUUUAUUUUGUGUAUUACAACAACUUCAGGCUGAAAAUACGCAGAAACAGAUCUCUGCCAAAGCAUCUCUAAAUGCAAAAGUAAUUAACACAGAGAUAGGAAAAGCUUCAAGUGAAGUUAACAUUCUAAGAAAUCAAUCUCCACAUUCAGAAGGAGUUAACCUGCAUGCUAAAGGAGGAACAGAUUGCCAAGAGAGUGCACGGGAGGCUUUCCCAGUGUCUAACCCUCACCCUUUGGUGGAUACACAUAGGAUUACAUCACUGCAGGUAAAGAAAGCUUUAAAAGCAGUAGAUAAUCACACUUUAAAUACAGAAAAUGGAGAAUGGGAAAAAAGGAUAAAAGAACAAAACCAGCACCACCUGCCAUUUUCCCCUAAGAAUUUGGAGAACCGUUUAUUAUGCUUCCAAAACUAUUCUUGUGUCCAGCGACAAUUAGAGCCUCAGACAAAGGAAGCAUUGUCAGAGAUAGGCAAUGUGUCAAACAUGACAAAGGGAAUAGACUUGUCAUCUAAAGAGCAACAAAGUAUUGGGUAUGAAGGUAGAGGAAGGUGGAUUUUCCCCUCAGUUAGUCCAGAGCAAACAAAAGAACAAGAUACUGUGUUGCCUUCAGAGUCAAGCAAUAAAACUAUAAAAUGCCCACACCUUUUGUUGUCUAAAAUAAAGCAGUCAUCUGAUGGAGUACAGAUAAGUAAGCCAGUGUCAAAUGAUAGUUCCUCUAUGCUAAGAGCUCUGAAAAAGGAACUGUCAAACAAACCAAGUGAAAAGAAGCAAGAGGUGAUGUUUCUACUUAAGAUGUUCUUACAGUGCCCUUCAUUAUACAUGCAAUAUUUGCACAAAAAUGAAAACCAGACCAAUAACACAGAACAUAGAGGUAUGAAAGACACAAUAUACCCAAAAAGACAAUGCCUAAACUUGAAGAAGUUGGAACUUCCACUUAGUAGUUCCACUUACUGUAACCCAAGCAAUAAAGUAAAACCACAGUAUUACAAAAAAGAGAAAAUGGUAUGUAUGAAAGAUAGAAAGGAUAAACCAGGUUCAGUUGCAAUAAAAGCAUGUGACCCCAUCCCUUUGCCUCACUUUAAACUGGAUAAAGAAAAAAUUGAUGUGCUUAGCUCAAGUAAUGUAAAGCAAGAGAAAGAUAAAUCAAGCAAAGAGAAAAAUGGUAUAAAAGGAAUGAAGAUGAAGAGAAUAAUAGACUCUAAUAUUACCUUAAAGAUAGAGGAAUCAUCAUUGCCUUAUCCACCCCAUGGAAAGAGAUUAACUUCACUGUGUGACACUACAAAACAACAAGGCAGGGCACAAGAAGACCUAAGUAAAUCAGACAUGAAACCAACAAAAUCUUUUAUUUCAUUACCUUCUAUAUCGCAUACUGGUUUAAAUUCAAAAUUAAAAGUAGGAAAUGAUAAGUCAAGACCACUAAAGAGCUGCCUUCCACCACUAAAUCCCCUAGUAUCACUGAAAGGCAGAAAAGUACCAUUUUCAGGGGCCUUUAAUAGGGAAAAUUUAGGCAAUUUAAUAGAAUUAAAAUGUUUUCCACAAAGGAAAGACUAUAGGAACAAUAUGCUAGAUUUGAAAGAUAUAAUAGGCCUCAUACAUAUCACUCAAAAGAGAAAGAGACCAUCUUUUAAAUACAUGUUACAUGGAAAAGAACCAUGGUGGAACAAUAAAAUACAAAAAAAUAUUCAGGGCAACAAAACUAAUCUAAAUGUAGUUCAGAAUAAACCUCGGGAUUCAGUUCCUUCCUCAUCUUAUCAGGAAUGGGAUCCUAAAAUGAUGGAGGCAUACUUACAAGGAAUAACCAAGUUCUGCCUUAGCUCUCCAGCAAUGUUAGAAUUCUCACAUACAAUAGGAAUGUACCAGGAAGCAACUGAUGGUAUUUUAAGCAGUAUUGGAAAAGCAACACAUAUACCACUGAAAGACAGAUUGCAGAUAGCUUCCAAGGAAGUGAUGGAUUCCAGGAGACUCUCUUUGAGACAGAAAGAGUCUUCAGCAUCACAGGAGUUACUAUUUAAUGUUGAAGAAAAGGUAAAAAAGAUACAGGGAGAUAAACAAAUUAAAAACUGGAACAAACCUUCCAUAUAUUGUCCUUCUUACUCUGAAAUGAACAAAAGAAUAAAUGGAGAGGAAACUAUGCAAAUAAGAACCCAAUCUUUUAGUCAUCACUCAAAGCUCCAAGAAAUAAUUUAUAAAAAGUCUACCUUUGAACCUGUCUUGAACAGUGUAAAACAUUCCAUAGAAUAUUCAGUCCAGAAAGAAGAGGAGAGUACAAAAACAGAAAAAUACAUACAUAUAAAAGAAAAAUCAAAACGAGGGAAAUUCUGUCAAGGUAAUAACGAUAAAAAGAACUUGGAUCUGGAGAUGGAGCAGGGAGAAGGAGGAAGAGAUGGUCAAGGGCAAGAGAAAAGAUAUCCAGAAGAUGGAGUAAAAAAUAAAUGGAACCAUAAAUCUGACACUGAAGGGAACAUGAAUCACAACAGUAUAGAGCCAAGGAAAGCAGACCAAGAAGGGAAAAGCAAAGAGAAAGUAGCUCCUGAAGAUCUUCCUUCAAAGUCUUCCCAUGAAUUAGACAUCCGAAUAGAAAGAGAAGAAGGCACUAAAGAAAUCAUACAGUUAGCACAUUCACAAAAACAACAAAUCGAGAAGUUGCUUGAAACAGGAAAGUUUGGACUUACAAAGUCAACUGAGGAUGAUGAUAAGUCAAAUGUAAAAACAGGAAAACAGUGUGAGUCACAGACAUGGAUGGGUAGAAAAAAAAUUAUGGAUACAAAAGAUAUAAUGCAUCCCAAAGACACAGUUUCCAACAAAAAUCAGUUACCACUUUCACAUGUAUGCAGUAUCACCGAGCAUUGUGGCCCAAACACAACAGAUGAACAGACAAAUGUACAUGAAAACUUGAGACAUGUACAGGAAAGAAAACGCAAACUAGGUGAAAGUUUGACCAUUGCAUCUUUACUUUACAGUAAGCUAGACACAAAAAUCAAAGCCAAGGAAGCAACAUGGAUAGAAACAGGAUCCUUCUCUCCGUACUCACAGAGUAUGGAAUCUUCAGAUGUAGAAAAUUUAAAUUGUGCAUCAUUUUCUUUUAAUUAUAUCAUAAGUGAUUCGAAAAAAUCUAGAUGCAUGUUACAUAAAGAAUAUGGAGUGAAUACAUUUGAGAGAAUCAAAAAAAAACCCAAAGCCAAACAUGUGAACAUAAAGAAAUCAUCCCUUUCAUGUAUACCCAAAAUAAAGAGAUUUAAAGUGAAUCUCGAAGUGCAAAAUAAAGUGAAUCAAGAAGGCGGUAAGGAAAAAGUGAUGCUUCGGAGAGAAACAUAUCCUGUCGUCAUAUCUUCAGAUAUCUCUAAAUUAGGCAUAACAAAGGAAGUUGAAACAGAAAUAAUGCAAAGGCAUGUGCCAUACACUGUGCUACAAAAAACAUUGCCUAUAGGGCAAGUAGGAUCAACAAAGGCCAUUGAUAACCAUUCAAAAAAAAGAAAACUACAUCCAACAUGGGAAGAAGAGGAAGUACAAACUUCAGCCAUUGAGAGUUUGACACACUUGAGUGGCCCAAUUUUCAAGACAAAGAUAUCUGCACCUCCUCAUAUGUCCAGUGUCAGUGAAUACAGUGCCCUGAGCAAGAAAAAGACUCAUAGGUGGAGUCAUCAUGAAAAAACAAGACAUAAACAGAAAAGGGCAAGACACCAUAAUGUGAUUGCAACAAAAAGUGAUGUUUCUGCACCUUUAGGGCAAGUAGCAUCCACAAAGCUAAUUGCUAAAUGUGCAAAAAAGAGAAAACAAUAUCCAGUGCAAGAAGACGCAGAAACCUCAGCCAUAGAUGGUUCGACAUACUCCAGUGACAUAGUUUCAAGAGCAAAGAUAUCUAGACCUUCUCAUGUGUUUAGUGUCAAUGAGCACAAUAUUUCAAGGAAGAGGAAGACUCCCCAGAGGAACAAUGAAGAAAAGAUAGGACAGAAACAGAAAAAGGCAAGACAGUCUAAAAUGUUUGCAACAAAGAAUGAUACUUGCAUGCGUUCUAUAGCUCACAAUGGAUUGUCUCCUCUACAGGAUGAGUUUUUUAUGACAACAUGUACAGGAGAGCUCAUACGUGCAGGUUCAAAUGAAGGCAUUAUGCUACCUAAUGUAAUUGAAGCCAACCAACAAGAGUUAUAUAAAGAGGCAAAGGGCAGUGUAACAGGUGGCAAAGACAGAAUAACUUUGAGAGCAAGAAUAUCCAAACCUGUACAUUUGAAUGAUGGCAUGAUAACAACUUUUAAUAUUAAAGAGCAAAGAAAAGAUGUUGAGCAAGGCAAAAGUGAACAAAUGGUGGUUCUAAAGGAAACUACUUUCUUGCCUUCUCCAUCUUUCCUGAAGUCAGACACUGGAGUGAGUAAAGAGAAAGAUAUACUAGGAGAAAUGAGAGACAAAAUGAUGUCCAAAUCAGUAGAUGAAAAGGUAAAGACAUUACCACAAUCAAAUAUGCUCACUAUCAAAGAGCUGCAGAGGAAAGCCCAGGAAGAAAAACUUAUGGGUCUGACAAAUACAAUUAUAGAAUUGUCUGUAUCACAAUUGCAACCCAAGAAAUUUCCAGGUGCACAGAUGGCUGAUAAAGAAGUUUGCAGUGAGAAAAAAUUACUGAAAGAACAUGUGCCACAGAAAGAAAACUUAGGUAAAGAAAAGCAUGUGGAUGUAAACCGUAUAGUGCAACCCGAGAAUAUGUAUUUGACCACAAAAAAAUCGUCUGCUUUAUCUAUGAAGAAUUUAAGUGCCCUUCAGCGGAAAACUAGAGAGCAAGGGGGGAAGGUGAAAGAAGAUGGAAGCGAGCUGGGUGUAGCAUUAACUAAGAAAUUAACUAAGAUAAUCACUGCUAUGUCUUCCCAACCUAUCCUUACUGUGAAUACCGGAAUCGAAGAAGUGUGUGCGCCAAUGUUAACAGGAUCCUCUGCUUCCAUGGGACACUUACAGAAGUCAACUGAUUCUGAAGGAGGUAUUUACAUACAGUCAGUUACCAGAGAUACUUCAGUUAAUCUGCAAAAUGAAAAACAACAUAUGUCAGAAGAAAAAGAAGCUGGAACACAAAUAACAAAAAUUCUAACAACUCACAAGUAUCAAGAAACAAAGGUGCAGAAACUUAAAGAUGAACAAUGCUUGGUUUUGACUAAAUCUCUUUCAUUACCAGAUCUGACUCAUCCCAAAUUGUAUGAGAAAAUAGAAUUCACAGAACGAAGAUGGAGAAAUGAUGCUUUGCAGAGAAUACCAACUGAAGAAGAAACUGUACCUAAAGAGGCCAUUGUUGGUGAUACCGUGAAAGAUGUUAUAAAACAACAUACGUCUCAGAGAGACAAGUCAUAUAGAAAAGAGAUAAUAGAUAGGAGAGGCACAGAUGUAACUUUGAAAUCACGAAAAUCACCUCUGUCCCAGAAGCUCCACAGAACAGAACUAUAUAUACAUAUUAAAGCACCCAAACCAAAAAAACAUGAUGACAACAAAAGUAAGCCUGAAAUUUUAACAAAUAUGUAUACUCCUCAGCCUUCUCCAAACAAUGUUACCUUGUGUAAAUAUGCACAAGUAGAUGAAGAAAGACUAGAGAGUAAACGAUCUUCCCUACUCCCACAAAUGGUUCCAGCAUUAUCAGAUGCAGAAAAAAUGACAGACAAAGACGACAUGUGUGGUCAUGUCAGAAAAGGAAAACAAUAUACAGAACAGGUAGGAAAAACAGUAGACUUGACAACUGAGGUGCAUUGCAAAGAGGCAAAGGCCUCACAAAAUUUACAUCCUCUUAAUAUAAAGGAACUUGACCUGAAUAUGAAGGUUCUGGAGGAAAAAGGAUACAAAUAUAAAAGUGAACUGGUUGUGGCCACAACACAGACUUUCAUGUCCAUACCAUCAACAGCUUCUAGAUAUUCACAGGAAAAAACACAGAAAGGCACAGCAGAAUGUACUGAAUUUUCUUUUUCACAAGAAAAUUUCCAGGAACCAGCAUAUGCUCAAGAAACAGCAACCAGAGAGCCUGCUGAGGUUGAUAGCAACUGUAUUGUUAAAGCAACAGAACACGAUGUGUUACUGAAACAAGCCAAGCCACAGAAGUCAAAGUACGUGACCACUGCCCAACAAAUAAGUGGACAUCCACAAGUAGAAUCAGAGUGUGAGUCAGCUUUCCCAAAUCAUAAAAUUGAUCUCACAAGAUUAGGUACCAUAAAAAGGGAAAAAAUGUUGGACAUGUCCAUCAAAGGGCAAAAAGUUCAGCCAGAAAAUUUUGAGAAAGAACCUUUAGCAAAAAUUGGAGAUUGGAAGAAGGAAAGUGAAAUCAAAGAUAAUUUAAAUAAUAAAGCAAGACCCAAGUUUUCAAGUAAUGCUAUGAUAAGCAAAAUGCUAACUUUAGAAAAUAUAUCACUUGACAAACUAAGCAUUGUACAUUUGAGCAAGUCUCAAGAUAAGAAAGAACAAAAUGUGAUCAUGAAAGAGCAAAUAAAGCCAAAAUCCUUUCCUUUACUUAAUGUUCUAGUUAACAGCACAAAUCAGAGGACACCUUUACAAACAGAUGUGGACAAGAAACCUGUAGUCAAUAUCAGUUCACAAAUAGAGUCAGGGGUACACAUGAGGAACAAUUACCUCGCCCAGGAAAAGCUUAAAAAGAAACUAGAGUUAUCUACUACAAAGCAUAACUUUCAAAAAGAAAAAUCGCUUCAAACAAACAUUCUUGACUCAUUGUAUGCGUAUAUUCCUAUUUAUCCUAAAAGUCAGGAAAGUGGAUUCAUAGUAACAAACCUGAAACCCAAACAAUCAACUAUGAGAAUCUCAGAGCACCCCAUUACAAAGAUACUUAGUGUCGUAGGAUGUGGUGGUUCAAGCAGUGAGAACAAAUCAGAACAUGGCUUCAGCAAACCAAAAACCAUGGCUCCAAGUAGUAAAGAUGUCUCCCCAGAAGUCAUUAUCAGAAAUAUUUGUGUUUCUACGAUAAGCCCACCUCACAAUGAAGGAACAGUUAAAUCAAAAACAAACCCAAGUAGGGAAAAGGGAAUCUGUCAUUCUGAAUUCCAAGAGAAGUCACCAGAUGCUAGAAAAACUAAGGACAUCAUAACAUAUAGAAACUCAUUUGAGAAGAAGGAAGCUGCUUCAGGAACUGUGCCCACAACACUUCAAGAUAAAGACAAUGAAAACACAUCACUUGCAGAAACAUUGUUUCCCAUUUAUAAAGCACUUAAAUGUAUUUUUGAAGAUCCUGUUGAAAAUAAGAUCCCAAACCAAGUUCUUUCUGAAAUACUGAAGCAAGUAGAAACCUACAAGUCUGAUGAUGCAAAGGUAUCUCCUUUGCUGCAGAGUCCAAACACAUCAUCAAAAAUACAUGCCACAUUGCUACACACGCCUCUUUUAAAACAGCUAACUCCAGAAUUAAAAAAUAAGCUCUCUACGCAUUUAAUUUCUAAAGCACUUGACAUAAAACCGAACCAGAAACCAGAGAUAGUGAGCACAUCCUUACAGAACUAUAACUCUCACGGUCAAAGGGCUAUUUCGGAAGAUUCCAAUUGCAGGCUUUUUCUAAAAGAUACAAAAAUAGAUUUUAGUUCUCCAAAAGUUGAUACCAUACAUACUGAGUUAAAAAACAGUUACCAAAGAGAUUUUCCUCUUCUCAGCUUGGUGAAGACAUCAACAACUAAUGUGUCAAGUAGCAGCAAGAUGGUCAUGACAGAACCAAGGGGCAUCAAAAAGCAAGAAACCAUAACUUCAUUAGCAACUUUGAAUAAUCUUCCGUUGAAGCACAUUCUUCACAAGUUGUCAGAGAAAGAAAAGGAUGACCUUCUUGUGCACCUUUGUACAAAAAGACUGGAGAUACAAACAAUGGGCCUUCCCAGAAUUGCAGAACAAUCUUAUUCAAGGGCCUAUGCCCAGGAAAAAUCAAAACCCGUAUUUAAGUGUAUCCAUUCUGCCCCACAAGGACCAAAACGAACAAACAGAGUUUUAGUACUCUUUGAUGAAAAAUCUUUUUCUGACAUUGACUGUGAUUUGCAAUACAAAUACCUCCACUCACUCCCUAAACCUUCUUUCACUGUGGUCCCUAAGCCAAAUGCACUUACCAAACACACUUCCGAGUUAAGCACUGAUUCCAGCUCAAAAUGUAUAAAAGUUGAAGCUAGUAAGGAAAGUACUACUCUUUCCUUUGACAAAGAACUUGUUUCUUUCCCAAAGGAAAAUACACAAGAAAGCUCAUUACUCUCCAGAAAAUUCCAGGAGCCUACUAACGUACAUGCCUUUUACUCUGGUCUACAAGGUACAGAACAGAAUGAUAGAAUUCUUUCGGAUUUAAAUGUACAGAUAACACCAGGAAAUGAUAAGCAAAGUUAUGUAUGGUUACACGAAACCAAUUCAUACAAACAUUCUGUUUCAGGGACUCAGCAAAAUACUGCUGAUUUAGCUGAUUCACAUUCAUCGUCGGAUGAGUGGACUGAUGUCCCUCUAGACACUGAGACUUCAACUGAAGCGGAAUGUCCAGCUCCUGAAGAAACUGGCAGCGACCAUUGUGUGCUUAUACAAAGCAAUUUUCAUUUAACACAGGAGUUUGCGUUUGAGGAACCCAAAGAUGUUCCAUUGGCAUAUAUCCACAAAGUCAAUGAAGCAAGAUAUUUGAAACCAUUUUACCAUAAGUAUCCAAGUGACAAUCAUACUAGAAUCUAUAGAAAACAUACACCCCAUUGCUAUCAGUUUCAAAAUAGGAGGAAAUGUAGGUCAAACUCCAAAAUGCAACCUUCUGACUCAUGGUCUCACAGUUCGUCCAAUAGUAUUGAAAUUGAGUCUACAUCAUCUUCCAAAACGUUCCAUGAAGAGAAGCAUUGGACUAUGGCCAGGUGGAGCAGAACAAGCUACUCUUUAACCUCAACAACAGAAUCCAAUACUAAAUUGAAUCUCACAAAAAAACAUGACAAGUCUCACAUGUACCCACAACCCACAGAAAGAAGGGAGGCUAAAUCUUAUUUAUGGAGAAAGUCCAGUGUCCACUGGGAUUCAGAUGGCAAUCACUCACAUGGUGAGGAGAAACGAUCAUGGAAGAAGAGACUAUAUCAUUAUAAAUCAAAAGAGCCAAACUCACAAGAGCCAAAUGCUCAUUGGCAGAAUAUCAAAUUCUAUUCAGAAAGAAGGGAAAACCAGCCUUUUUUUUAUGCCUGUGUACCAGCAGAUUCAAUGGAUAUUAUCCCCCAAACCAUUCGCUGGGUUAUUCCCAAAAAAAUCUUACAGAAGAGAAAGUUCAAAAUUCCUCAAGUGGCAAAGAUUUCAAAUUCUUGGAAUCUAUGGAAUUCAUUCAACAAGGUUUUGGGAUCACUUGCAGCCUUUAGUAAAAUCUGAUAUGGUUGA